CCGUUUUUCUGCAAAGAGCAACCUGUAUGGCAAAGCUUCCUUUUCCAAAUAUGAGCCGUAGAAUCUCUCCUUUUAUUCCCACCCUUCUGCUUUUAUUCUGUCUUGGUUUGCAGCUCGCCAAUGGUAGUGUCACUGAUACUAUCGGACCAGGCCAGUCACUAACAACCUCGGAGACUAUUGUCUCUGCUAAGGGAAAGUUUGAACUUGGUUUCUUCUCCCCGGCAAAUUCGACUAGGAAUUAUGUGGGAAUAUGGUACAAGAAAGAUCCUAACCGCACCGUAGUUUGGGUUGCAAAUAGAGAGCGGCCAUUCCCAAAUUCCUCUGCCGUUCUAACCCUUAAUCCGGAUGGGAACCUUGUAAUAUCUGGCGGCAUAAUGCAGUACAUGGUGGCCAACACUUCUUCUGGGAACGAUACCUAUGCCAUGCUAUUGGAUACAGGCAAUCUCAGAGUUAUCAAGAGGGUCUCAGAUGUUGUUUUGUGGGAAAGCUUUGAACAUCCUACAGAUACUCUUUUGCCCGGAAUGAAAGUUAGUGAUGUCACCAAAGGAUGGUCAUUAACAUCAUGGAAAAGUACUGAAGACCCUGCUCCUGGUCUUUUCUCUAUGCAUCUCGGUUCUUGGAACGGGGGUUCUUGGAAAGAAUUAAUUGUAAUGAAGGGAUCUGAAACAUACUGGUCUAGCGCAUUCAUUGGUCUUUUGAAUGAUAUAUUAGUGAUUGAUGGGGAGUCCGUUACUUGGCGUAGUAAGUACACCGACAAAAUGUUAAGAAUAGUUUUAGAUGUAACAGGGCAGUUUAGACUGCUCGAAUCGAAAGAAGAUGGCCUGUCUUGGCAUUCGUUACCCUCGCCUAAGUGCGGAGCUUAUGCAUUAUGUGGUGCUUACAGCAUAUGCAGUGAGACAACCGAUAGAAGAUGUGAUUGUUUGCCAGGAUUUAAACAGGUGGUUGCUGAAGGAAAUAAGUCGAGUGGCCUAGGGUGUGUGAGGAAAAUUGAUCUCAAGUGCGGCAAUGAUACAAAAUUUUCCCCCUUGCCUCAGGUAGAUUGGCCCCGUAAUCCGAAAAAAUUGGACAUCAGCGACUCUGUAGAGUGCAUGUCAGCUUGCUCGACCGACUGUUCCUGUAUUGCUUAUGCUUAUGAUCAUCGAAAGCAUGAAUGCUUAGUAUGGGAAGGUCCUCUGCUAAAUGUGAAGCAGCUCUCAGAAGAUGACGGAUAUGGAAAUGAUUUUUAUCUGAAGCUUGAUCCUUCGGAAUCGAUUACGAAAGGUCAGCAAAAACACAAGGACUUGUUAGCUAUUGGUGACUGUUAUUGCUGUUGGAAUGGAACUGUAACAUCUCCAGGACAUAAGAACACGAAGGUUGCAGGACUAUUGUGGGCAAUCAUCAUACCAACCGUAUCUUUUGCACUGGUAUUCAGUCUUCUUGUUUAUUGUGCGAGGAGAAAGAAGGAGCUCAAAAGAAAGGGGGACAAUUUGUUACUGUUAGAUUUGACCAUAGAGUCUAAUAGUUCGGAGCUUACUGAAUCAAGUAGGCAUGGGGAUAGCAGAAGAGGCAAAGUCAAAAUGCCAUUAUUCAGUUUUGCAAGUGUUUCUGCUGCAACUGGUAAUUUCUCGCCUGGAAAUAAGCUUGGCGAGGGCGGUUUUGGACCCGUUUACAAGGGAACGUUACAGAGAGGGGAUGUAGCUGUAAAAAGACUUUCAAGAAAAUCUGGGCAAGGUUGGGAGGAGCUAAAGAACGAAGCAAUGCUCAUAGCCACUCUCCAACACAAGAAUCUUGUUAGACUUUUGGGCUGCUGCAUUGAAGGAGAUGAAAAGAUACUAGUUUACGAGUAUAUGCCAAAUAAAAGCUUGGAUUUCUUUAUUUUUGAUGCAGAAAAGCGCAAGAUACUAGACUGGGGGAAACGGAUUCAAAUCAUUCAAGGGGUUGCUCAAGGACUUCUUUAUCUUCAUCAGUAUUCCAGGUUAAGGAUUAUACAUAGGGACUUGAAGGCUAGCAACAUUUUGUUGGACACCGACAUGAAUCCCAAAAUAUCAGAUUUUGGAAUGGCAAGAAUAUUUGGAGGAAACGAGUCAGAAGCAAAUACCAAUAGGAUCGUGGGCACACAGGGUUACAUGUCACCUGAAUAUCUUAUGCAAGGUGUCUUCUCCAUCAAAUCUGAUGUCUUUAGCUUCGGUGUCUUGUUGUUAGAGAUUUUGAGUGGCCGGAAGAACACUGGCCAUCUUUUGGGAUAUGCGUGGGAAUUAUGGAGUACUGAGAAGGGAUCAGACAUAGUGGACCCGUUGCUCCUUGAUGAUAUGUGCUCCAUGUCUGUGGUGUUGAGAUGUAUUAACAUUGCUCUCCUCUGUGUACAAGAAAGUGCAGCGGAUAGACCUACAAUGUCCGACGUUGUUGCAAUGCUUAGCAAUGAUAGUAAAGUUCUACCUUAUCCCAACCAACCUGGUCUCAUGUUUGUGAGAAGUAUGGUGAAGGCAAUCCCAAUCAGUGGCGUGUCAGACUUCUCUUAUCUGAAGAAUGAAACGGUUUCAAUAGUUGAAGGCCGUUAAGCUUUGAAAGACGGGCCAUAAGCAUUAUGCUAUCUGUGUAAAUCAUCAGAAAAACAUUCUGUUAGGUUGCCCACGGGUUGUACUUCCCUUUUUCCUGUUUUAUGUCAAAGUCCACUCAACAGAGUGAGCAGUGUGUUUGGGAUUUUUGAGUCUUUAGCCGUAGAACCUGUUAAUAUGGUUAUGGUAUUAUAGUCAAUCCUGUUACAUAUGCAAUGAAUAUAUGUAACUUUCGAGAGAGAGUCAAUGUUGUUA
Messenger RNA from Carya illinoinensis, 2789 nucleotides. RefSeq names its product G-type lectin S-receptor-like serine/threonine-protein kinase At1g11300. Gene Ontology annotation, biological process: protein phosphorylation; recognition of pollen. Gene Ontology annotation, molecular function: protein serine/threonine kinase activity; ATP binding. The record is from RefSeq and is a predicted model, not a curated record. The transcript has 7 exons. Lineage: Eukaryota; Viridiplantae; Streptophyta; Magnoliopsida; Fagales; Juglandaceae. The coding region runs from base 27 to 2537 and encodes 836 amino acids.